Molecule: messenger RNA, 771 nt
Organism: Chenopodium quinoa (quinoa)
Lineage: Eukaryota; Viridiplantae; Streptophyta; Magnoliopsida; Caryophyllales; Amaranthaceae
Exons: 3
Coding region: 1-771 (256 amino acids)
Source: RefSeq, a predicted model, not a curated record
AUGAAUUCAGUUUCUUACCUCAUCAGAGCUUUAAAGAUUUUUGGUCGAGUUUCUAGGUUGGAGGCUAAUGUUGAAAAAACAGCCAUCUUUUUUGGAAAUGUGCGAGACAGGGUGGUGAAAGAGGAUAUUUUGAAUUGCUCUGGUUUUAUUAAUGGUUCUGCUCCUUCUAAAUACUUGGGGAUCCCUCUCAAUUCUAGACAUCUCAGGCUUGCUAAUUUUGAUGUGCUGAUGGACAAGAUGCUUCAUAAGCUCACCUGUUGGUCCUCUAGGAACCUCUCUUAUGCUGUCAGGGUUACUUUGCUUUGUAGAGGUUUUAUCUGGGAAGGAUCAUCCAUUCUUUCUAAAGCUCCACCUCUAGCUUGGAGUUGGGUAUGCUCUCCUAAGAAGAUGGGUGGUUUGGGAGUUAGAGACUAUGAGAAUUGGAAUAUGGCAGCAUUGGGGAACAGACAGUGCAUUGCUAGUAUUAGCUCGUGGUUGCAGAUUAUUGAGCAGGCUUUCAAUAUUGAUACUUCAUGGAAGGAUUGGAAGAAGGCUGUGAAGGACCCCAUCAAAAGAAGAGUCUGUUUUACUGGUCUAGCUGCUGUGGUUUAUUAUAUUUGGUGGGCCAGAAAUUCUGCAUUAUGGAAUAAAGCUGUUCCUAUUCCUAAUUUGGUUUGCAGAAAGAUAGGUGCUGAGGUUAUUGAUAGAUGUCAUCAGAUGGUGAGCAAGAAAUGGAGACAGCAGCAGUGCAAGUGGCUUUAUGAUGAUUUAAGGAAGAAUUGUCCCCUGUAA